This is a messenger RNA of Fundulus heteroclitus (mummichog), 6224 nucleotides long. RefSeq names its product Ras protein-specific guanine nucleotide-releasing factor 2b (gene rasgrf2b). Lineage: Eukaryota; Metazoa; Chordata; Actinopteri; Cyprinodontiformes; Fundulidae. The transcript has 29 exons. The coding region runs from base 386 to 4285 and encodes 1299 amino acids. Gene Ontology annotation, biological process: positive regulation of GTPase activity; Ras protein signal transduction. The record is from RefSeq and is a predicted model, not a curated record. Gene Ontology annotation, cellular component: plasma membrane. Gene Ontology annotation, molecular function: guanyl-nucleotide exchange factor activity; protein binding.
AGAUAGAGAGACCUUGUGAGACUGCGCCUUUGAGCGCAGGGGAGAGAGGGAGAGUUAACCGCUGCCAAAGCGGAUUACAGCGUGUCGCCCGGUGAUCCUUUCACCGAGUCUCCACUUGAGGGUUUUAGCCUCAGUGUCCUGCUCUCAGACUCGUUUCUUCAGAGAAGCAUGGCUUUAUUAUUCGGUGCUUGCUGGAUCGGCGCGUCUUAACCAUGAGUUCCUCUGCUGCUGCGCUCUCGUCACCGCGGCAACUUUUCCGUGCGCCACGGUGCCACUGAGACGCUUCUCGGUGGGAAAGUUUUACAUGAAGCCCGCAGGGGCCAUCAUGGGCUCCCGGUAAACGCUCCCACUUUCUUCCCUCUGCCCUCCGAGCCGCGCGGCAAUAAUGCAGAAGAGCGUCCGCUACAACGAAGGACACGCACUGUUCCUGUCGGCAGUGGCGCGUAAAGAAGGGACCAAGCGUGGCUACCUGAGCAAGAAGACGGCGGAGAACAGCCGAUGGUCGGAGAAGUUCUUCGCCCUCUAUCAGAAUGUACUGUUCUACUUCGAGAACGAGCAGAGUGCGCGACCCGCUGGGAUUUACCUGUUGGAAGGCUGCACCUGCGAGCGCACACCGGCGCCAAAGAUAUCUACCACCGGGAAGGAGGCGCUGGAGAAACAGCACUACUUCCUGAUUGUGUUUGGCCAUGAUGGACAGAAACCUCUGGAGCUGCGGACAGAUGAGGAGAACGAAUGUGACGAAUGGGUCGAGGCCAUCCAGCAGGCAAGCUAUUCCGACAUCAUAAUUGAACGAGAGGUGCUGAUGCAGAAGUACAUCCACCUUGUACAAAUUGUAGAGACUGAGAAGGUGGCCGCCAAUCAGCUGCGCACUCAGCUGGAGGACCAGGACACUGAAAUUGAAAGGCUUAAAUCUGAGAUUGUAGCUUUGAACAAAACUAAGGAGCGGAUGCGGCCUUAUCACGUCUACCAUGAGAAUGAAGACCCUGAUAUCAAAAAGAUCAAAAAGGUUCAGAGUUUCAUGCGAGGCUGGCUGUGUCGCAGGAAGUGGAAACUCAUUGUCCAGGACUACAUUUGCUCUCCUCAUGCUGAGAGCAUGAGGAAGAGGAACCAAAUUGUCUUCAACAUGGUGGAGGCAGAGACAGAGUAUGUCCACCAGCUCUAUAUCCUGGUCAACUGCUUCCUUAGACCUCUGAGGAUGGCCGCCAGCUCAAAGAAACCUCCCAUCAGCCACGACGAUGUGAGCAGUAUCUUCCUCAACAGUGAGACCAUCAUGUUCCUACAUGAGAUUUUCCAUCAAGGCUUGAAGGCGAGGAUUGCCAACUGGCCAACUCUGGUGCUGGCUGACCUGUUUGACAUCCUCCUGCCCAUGCUAAACAUCUACCAGGAGUUUGUACGCAACCAUCAGUACAGCCUGCAGGUUUUAGCCAACUGUAAGCAGAACAGGGACUUCGACAAACUGCUAAAACAGUACGAGUCCAAUGCUGCCUGUGAGGGAAGGAUGCUGGAGACUUUUCUCACUUAUCCCAUGUUCCAGAUCCCUCGUUACAUCAUAACAUUACAUGAACUCCUGGCCCACACACCUCAUGAGCAUGUGGAGCGCAAGAGUCUUGAGUUUGCCAAGUCCAAACUAGAGGAAUUGUCUAGAGUGAUGCACGAUGAAGUGAGCGACACAGAAAACAUUCGGAAGAAUCUGGCCAUUGAGAGGAUGAUUGUUGAGGGCUGCGACAUCCUGCUGGACACCAGCCAGACCUUUGUUAGACAGGGCUCUCUGAUCCAGCUGCCGUCGGUGGAGCGGGGCAAGCUGAGCAAGGUCCGCCUGGGCUCUCUGUCCCUGAAGAAGGAGGGAGAACGGCAGUGUUUUCUCUUCACUAAACACUUCCUCGUCUGCACUCGCAGCUCCGGUGGAAAGCUGCACCUCCUGAAGCAAUGGGGAGUUUUGUCCCUCAUCGACUGCACACUGAUAGAAGAACCAGAUGCUAACGAUGACGAAUCUAAAACAGCUGGUCAGGUGUUUGGUCAGCUGGACUUCAAGCUGGUGGUGGAGCCAUCGGACUCGCCUUCAUUUACCGUGGUACUGCUGGCACCGUCACGGCAGGAGAAGGCUGCAUGGACCAGUGAUAUUAGCCAGUGCAUCGAUAACAUCCGUUGUAAUGGCUUAAUGACCAGUGUGUUUGAAGAGAACUCUAAAGUCACCGUGCCUCAUAUGAUCAAAUCCGAUGUGCGCCUCCAUAAAGAUGAUGUUGACAUUUGCUUCAGCAAGACGCUCAACUCCUGCAAGGUCCCCCAGAUCCGUUACGCCAGUGUGGAGCGGCUGCUGGAGCGGCUGACCGACCUGCGCUUCCUCUCUAUAGACUUCCUCAACACCUUCCUGCACACAUACAGGAUCUUCACCAUGGCAUCCGUGGUCAUGGACAAACUGGCUGACAUCUACAAGAAGCCCUUUUCUUCCAUACCCAUCAGGGCGCAGCGCCACUCAUUUGACCGUCUGUCCAUCUCAUCUAUAUGUCCUGACUACAGUCUGAAGAUCAAGAAGAUAGCCAUGGAUCAGUCCAAAUCCUUGGAGUUGUUUUUUGCCACAAACCAAAACAACAGAAGCGGGGAGAACAUGAACGACAGAUCUCCUCGUCUCUGCCGCAAGUUCUCGUCUCCCCCUCCAUUAUCCAUCCAGUCCCGCACCAAUUCCCCUGUCCGAGCCCGAAAGCUUUCCCUUCACUCCCCCAUCACUGCCAGGGUGGGAGGCCUCGACCUGACGUCUCCUCUGUCCAACUCAAACUUUAAUCACCACAGCUCCCAUUCUGCCGGCAGUAGCCCCACUUCUGCGCAGACUCCUCAAACGCCGACUUCUCAGACCCCAACUCCGACUGCUACCUCUCCUCCUUCCUCUUCCACCUCUCCUCCUCCCAACAACUGUAAGCCAAUUCAGGAUCAAGCUCCCCUGACUCCCUCUUCGCCAGACCAGAGCCCUUCUCCAGCAGCUGAUGGGGAGGAGGUUCCUAGGAUCGAUCCUUUCUGUGGAAAACUGAGACGGAGCAUUCGGAGAACUGUGUUGGAAUCUGUGUCGUUGGAGAAAAUCAUCCCAGAAUCUCCACAGAGCAGCGAAGCGGGAGACAUGUCUCCGUGCCGCUCUCCUUCCACGCCACGCCACCUCCGCUACAGACAGCCUGGAGUUCAGUCUGGGGAGAAUUCACGCUGUUCAGUCUCUCCUGCCUCAGCUUUUGCUAUUGCCACAGCAGGAGCUGGACAUGGUACCCCACCAGUGUUUACUAACUCUGAGAGGACUUGUGAUAAAGAGUUCAUCAUCCGCAGAGCUGCAACCAACAGAGUCCUCAAUGUGCUGCGUCACUGGGUCUCCAAACACUCACAGGACUUUGAGAUGAACGGGGAGCUGAAGAUGUCAGUGAUUUAUCUCCUGGAGGAGGUGUUGAGAGAUCCAGACCUCCUGCCUCAGGAGAGAAAGGCUACUGCAAACAUACUAAGCGCCCUUUCCCAAGACGAGCAGGACGAUGCCCAGUUGAGGAUAGAGGACAUUCUACAGAUGGCGGACUGUCCAAAGGCUGAGUGUCUCGAGUCUCUCUCGGCGAUGGAGCUGGCUGAGCAGAUCACUCUGCUGGAUCACAUCGUCUUCAGGAGCAUCCCCUACGAAGAGUUCCUGGGCCAGGGCUGGAUGAAGGUCGAUAAGACUGAAAGGACUCCCUACAUCAUGAAGACUAGCCAACACUUUAAUGAUAUGAGCAACCUGGUGGCAUCCCAGAUUAUGAGCCACACUGAUGUCGGCUCGAGAGCCAACUCCAUCGAGAAGUGGGUUGCUGUGGCGGACAUCUGUCGCUGUCUGAACAACUACAACGGAGUGCUGGAGAUCACGUCUGCGCUCAAUCGCAGCGCCAUCUACCGCCUGAAAAAGACUUGGGCUAAAGUCAGCAAGCAGACUAAAGCUCUGAUGGACAAACUGCAGAAGACCGUGUCCUCUGAGGGAAGAUUUAAAAACCUGAGGGAGACGCUGAAAAACUGCAACCCUCCAUGUGUGCCAUACCUGGGAAUGUAUCUGACAGACUUGGCCUUUAUCGAGGAAGGAACUCCAAAUUUUACAGAGGAGGGUCUUGUUAAUUUCUCCAAAAUGAGGAUGAUAUCGCACAUCAUCAGGGAGAUCCGACAGUUCCAGCAAACACCGUACAGGAUAGAGCAUCAACCCAAGGUGACUCAGUACCUCAUGGAUAAGACUCUGACCAUGGACGAGGACACGCUCUAUGAUCUCUCACUGAAGCUUGAGCCCAGACUGCCUGCCUGAAUUGUCUCUGUUUGAAGCUUUUGAGAACCUACCGAACCUGCAAAGGUUAAACACCCACUUGAACCUGAUCCAUCGAGAGAGAACUGGAAGAACGUCUUUGGAGGAAUGCGGAGAUGGAAUGGAAUGGGACUUGUGGAAAAUGAGUUGUUUUGCAGGACACUGAGGUAGCAUGAGAAGAGGACAGAGAUCGGUAGUGUCAGAGAUCGGUAAAGUGUCUGAACGAUUGUUUUCAACCGGACCAAGGUGAAUAUGUGUCGGACGCACAGCAUGAAGGUUUCUUCAGUACAGAGUGUGGUGCACAUUAGAUCACUCUUCCUCAGAGAGCCUGAGAGUGCAGAGAAGUGGAUGAACAUAACAGAGAUGUAGCAUAACUGGGUGGAGAUGCAAAGAGAGGUCUGAGCUUGUGUCUCUGUGCAAUGGUUUGUGGUAUGUCGCUUAAACAUUUCCAUGCAAUGUCCUGAGCAAAGAUCCCCGUAGAAAAUGCUUUUUUUGUUAUGACCACAUUAAGCUUGCAUGAUCUCAUCUUAGGAUGUGUCUGUUUGAAUGGCCUUUAACCUGAAUUCUGAACGCAGCAUGUAUCACUCCAAGAAGGACUUUAUUUGGUCAAAUGCAUCCUCUGUGAGCUGAAUAGGACAAAAACAUCAGCCCUCUUCAGAUUUAUCAUUGAAGGACGCACUGAAGUGACGUUCCAUAUUUCUUGCAAGAUUUUCACAUAUUCCAAACCAAAUAUUUAAGUCUAUAACAUAUAUUUUUUAAUCUUUGUUUAGUUGCAAAAUUCUAUGUCAAAAGGAAAGCUAUUUAUUUAUUUUUUUCUUGCCCAGAUGAAUGAUUCAAAUUUAAGAUAUUUUCCAGUGCCUUCCACUUGUGUCGGUCAAUUUCUGCAUACUUGACUAUUUGUCCAGUUGGAGCUUUGUAUAAUUCUCUAGUGUACACUGGAAAAAAUCUAAAUCUAAAUCUAAACUAAUUUUGUUUUUUAAAUUCUAAGAAAAUAGGUCAUGUAUGCUGAACGGUACCGUAGCAUGUUGGUGUAUAGAUCGGGAAUGCAACACCGAAACAUAAGCAAACAUCGCCCUCUGCUGUUUAAAUGUUGUAACGAGCCCUGCCAGCCUAAAGCGUUUGCAGCAUCUGUGUGCAGUUCUAAUGCAUUGGCUUUUGUAAACUGUCAGCUGUGUGAAUGUGUGUUUUCUGGCUGACCGCAUGUUAGGCAGGGGCAGCUCUCUCUGAGAUGUAGCUUUGCUUGACUGACGGUGGGAUCAUUGUUUACAGUUUAAUUUAUUUAGUACAUUAGACUAUAUACAAUUUUUUUUUUUUUUUUUGUAAAUAGGGACUCCUCAGAUAUGCGGCUGGUAAGGAAGUCGUUAUGCUGUGAAUAACAUUUUUAUUGUUUUUCAUUUAUUCUUUUAAUAAAUCAAUUUGAGUUUGCGUUGGUAUUUAUAUUGAAUUAUUGUUUUUCAUCUCAUGAACAUACAAAAAAAUGUGUAUUUAUUAGAUUGAAAAAAAAAAUGUAGCAUUUGAAUGAUCAGACUUUGUUUUUCACAUUGAUGAUAUGAUAAAUGGUGUUGCAUGCACACAACAGCUGCAUGUUGUGGAUGUCUGACUGGAUUUCUCCUGUACCUUCAUCCACUGCUUCUCUGUAUGAAAAUUAUCUGUGCUGAAAAAAGAAAGGUAUAAAAACAAUAUUUUGUCCAAUUAAAUCGGGCAUGUUUGUCUCUUGUCAAGCCCAGUGUUGGGGCUGCCAAUUACAAACCAACCUGUUUUUACACAGUUGGAGCUUUCCUCAUUUAAAAAAAUGUGUCUAUAGCUCUGAAUGUCUGUUUUGGAAAAACAGAUUGACGUGUUUGUGUUGUAGUUAUUUAUGUGUUUAUGAUUUUGUGUUACUUUACCUGUUUACAUUUUCCACUUGUGGGUGCAGGGAAAAAUAAAUACAACAUGCCUUACA